UACUUCAUUCUGAUUGGAUUAAGCACAACUGAUGCUUUAUGAUUAGACAUCUCAUCGCAGACACGUUGGAGGCAGACACAAGCAGUUUGUGAUGAUGAGCGUCUCAGAGUGUGUCGGUGUGAAAGUAGAAGCUCCUAUAGCACCACUUCCUUUUUCGUACCUUUGUGAGAGUUUGAGGUUUAGAUGCCCACCUCCCUUCAGUACAAGAUAACGAUCACUUGCAACUUUAGUUGCUGCUUUACCAGUAUGUCGGAAUGGAAACUGUGCCUUGUUCUGCUUCUGCCGCUAACACUGUGUUUUGACCUCGAAGAGACUGAAAGGAAAACCAAUGGGAAAGAACCCGACAUCACUCGAAUAUGCACCAAUGCAACAGAGGAUAUCAUCACUCUUAUAGUGUGUAAGAUCAGAACAGAGAGGACUGGAGGAGAGUGUCGUCUGCUGUAUCGAUACGGAGAAGACUUUGUGCAUAAAUGUGACUCCAGGUUCACACUUAUGAUGGAGAAUCAGACUGUGUUUCUCCACCUGACCAGUUUAACACCAGUGGACAGUGGGAACUACACCUGUGAGUGUUCACGCAAUGGUGGGACAGAUACUCUCCGUCUGAAUAUCAUUGUGGAAGAGCAGGAAGACACCGGCAUGACAUCACACAGGCAGAUUCUAAAUGUGUUGAUCGGUGCAACGAUAGCCAUCACAAUAACUGCAGUCAUAUGGUUGAUCUACAGAGGAAUACGUCAUAGAAGACAACCAGAACCACUGAGCAGUCUUCCAAACACGGAGCCAGAAGACAUCGAGCCGUACAGCACCUACAUACAGAGAGAGAGCGGCCUUUAUUCAACUGUCAUACUACGAUAACUGUAACAACAACAAUAAUCACUCACGCAUGUCCACCACAGAGGACACACAGUCAGAGACGCUUCUGUGGAGCUCCGUCUAUGUUCGCUUCUAUUCCAAGUGAAAUGAGGCCUGUUGUCCACGAGAUGGCACUCUUUAACUCUGUGACGAAUGUACCCUGUAUGUAAGUUUACUGUAAUAAUUAAAGAAACAAUCUAAAAAAUAAACAGUUAAAACUUAGUUGUUGGUCCCGUCUCUAAAUCUAAAUGUCUAAAUGUGUACAAACCAAUUAAAGGAAAAGAUAUUCCUCUUCUAAAUUAUAGGAGAUUGUGUUGUUACAAUG
This is a messenger RNA of Anarrhichthys ocellatus (wolf-eel), 1174 nucleotides long. RefSeq lists its product as uncharacterized. Bases 184 to 852 code for a protein of 222 amino acids. The record is from RefSeq and is a predicted model, not a curated record. Lineage: Eukaryota; Metazoa; Chordata; Actinopteri; Perciformes; Anarhichadidae. The transcript is spliced from 5 exons.